Messenger RNA from Mangifera indica (mango), 2410 nucleotides. Its product is annotated as exocyst complex component EXO70B1-like. Gene Ontology annotation, cellular component: exocyst. Gene Ontology annotation, molecular function: phosphatidylinositol-4,5-bisphosphate binding. The transcript has a single exon. The record is from RefSeq and is a predicted model, not a curated record. Gene Ontology annotation, biological process: exocytosis. Lineage: Eukaryota; Viridiplantae; Streptophyta; Magnoliopsida; Sapindales; Anacardiaceae. Bases 61 to 2103 code for a protein of 680 amino acids.
UCUUCACUUUCUCUUUCAUUCUCAUUUUCAUUUCAUUUUUCUGUCGAGCCAAACAAAUCCAUGGACGAAGAGAAAAAGAAACCUCAUGAGUCUUCAACCGUUUCUGCCAAAGACGGUGAAGCCCCCAGAACGGAGUCGCCCAAGGUCGAGAAAAAGGAAAAUGAGAGCGCGACUGCAGAGGGGAAGACACAAAAAAAUGAGGGAGAUCAGGUCAAAGAGAUCGAAGGCACCAAACAAGAAAAUGAAGAAGCUGUUCCUCCUGAGAUUCAAUCUUCUCUUGAAACAGCUUUGGAAGAAAUCGAUAAGUUUCUCUCAACAUUGCGAGCAAAAAAUAAUGAAGAGAAUGUUAAAGCCUCGCUGGAGGUCCCGGAGACGGUAAUUGGGAAAUUCUUGGAUCUUUUUGAGGAGCAACUCACCAAGCAUGGCUCAGCAGUUGAAGGGAAAGAGAAAGGAUCUCUGGAUCCAGAAGAUGUUACGUUGCUUCUGAACGCUGUGAAUCGAGUUUCAAAGCUGGCAGCGUCCGUUGCCGAGAUGAAAUCGGAUGCUGAUAAAAAACAAUGCGUUUUGAUCAACCGAAUCGGCGCCAUUAAGCAGCGUGCAAUGUGUAUCUUGGAGGAUGAAUUCAGGUCGAUUCUUGAAUACGUUCCUGAUCUACCAGAUCCAAAAACUGAAUCCAAAGAGACUGAAUCUAAAGAGACUGAAGAAUUCGCUCCCGCUGAGGAAGAUUUCACGAAUUAUUCAGGCCACACGCCAGAAAUGUUGUCCAGCUUGAAUAAAAUCGCCCGUGAAAUGAUCUCUGGCGAGUAUGAAUCUGAAUGCGUUCAUAUUUACAUGAUGAUAAGAAGAAUAAUGUUUGAUGAUACCUUGAACCACACAGGUUUUGAAAAAUUCAGCUUCGAUGAUGUACAAAAGAUGAGUUGGGAAAGCUUAGAGAGAGAAAUCGCUACCUGGAUCUCCGCCUUGGCCGGAUGUACCAUAAUGUACUUCCCCGGCGAGAAAAAGCUAGCUGAGUCGGUUUUUACGGAUUAUCCGAUGAUCUCGUCUAGCAUCUUCAUCAAUCUCACACGCGGCGUGACGAUUCAGUUACUCUAUUUUGCCGAAGCUAUGGCGAUGACCAAACGGUCGGCCGAAAAAUUGUUUAAGGUUCUUGACAUGUACGAAACUUUACGAGAUAAUAUGGUAGCUAUCCAGGAGCUGUGUCCCGGUGAAUGUUCGAACGAGGUGAAGACGGAGAUGGCAACCGCUAGAAUGAGGCUCGGAGAGGCCGCGAUUUCUAUGCUUUCUGAUCUCGAGAAUUCGAUCAAAUCCGAUACAGCGAAGACCACCGUGCCCGGCGGUGCGGUUCACCCUUUGACUCGCUACACGAUGAAUUAUUUAAAGUACACGUGUGAGUAUAAGAGCACGUUAGAGGAAGUUUUUAAAGAGCAUUGGAAGAUUGAAAGAAGCGACUCUAGAAUGACUGAUUAUGAAGCCGGCGAGGUGGAUCAGAAUAGUGUAAACAGUAGUAGCAAUAACGAUGAGGAAAAUCAACGGUCGCCAUUUACGAAUCAGUUGGUGAGAGUGAUGGAUUUGUUGGACAGUAAUCUGGAGGGGAAAGCGAAGCUGUAUAGGGACAUACCCUUGAGCAGCAUUUUCUUGAUGAACAACGGACGCUACAUCUUGCAGAAGAUCAAAGGGUCAUCGGAGAUCCACGUGGCAAUGGGGGACACGUGGUGCCGCAAGAAAUCAACCGAUCUAAGAAACUACCAUAAAAAUUACCAGAGGGAAACGUGGGGGAGGCUUUUGAAUUGUUUAACACUAGACGGAUUGAUGGAAAAAGGGAAGGUGCAGAAGCCGGUUCUGAAAGAGAGGUUCAAGAAUUUCAGCGCAAUGUUCGAUGAAAUUCACCGGACUCAAUCAACUUGGAUCGUCAGUGACGACCAACUUCAAUCGGAGCUUAAAAUUUCGAUAUCGGCGGUUGUUAUUCCGGCUUACAGAUCGUUUGUGGGAAGAUUCUCACAGUACCUAGAUCCAGGAAGGCAAACGGAGAAAUAUAUCAAGUACCAGCCAGAAGAUAUAGAAACUUACAUUGAUGAGUUAUUUGAGGGGAAUAGGAAACCAUAAUUUCCACAUGGAUGCACAGACCCUAAACACAAAACAGAAACAAUUAAGGUGGUGAAACUAUUUUUGUUUAUGAAGCCACUGUAAUUGGUGAUCCCUGAAGCUGGUUGCAUGAGCAUGUGCAGAAGCAAGAAGGGCUGAGUGGUAGGAUUUAAAUAUACUUUUGUUUCUGCGGUACUUCAUGGGAGUCGAUUCGAGUUGACUCGGGGAAAGUAGCUAGCCAUUUUUGGAUUCUGUUUUUUCUUUUAUAUAUAAAUUUUGCUUGUUCUUGCAUUUUAAAUUUAUGCGAUGAACCAAGAAGAUGAUGGUG